Messenger RNA from Laetiporus sulphureus 93-53, 1833 nucleotides. RefSeq lists its product as uncharacterized. The transcript has 14 exons. NCBI's taxonomy places the organism in Eukaryota, Fungi, Basidiomycota, Agaricomycetes, Polyporales, Laetiporaceae. Bases 163 to 1566 code for a protein of 467 amino acids. The record is from RefSeq and is a predicted model, not a curated record.
AUCAUGCAUCAUGCAUCACAUCCGGCGAUUCGCUGCUCGUUCUUGAUGAGCAUCGCCACAGCAUUAUCCGCCCAGGCGGUGUCCUUCCCCACGCGCGUGGAUACUAACCUAUAGGCAUCAACCUACAAAACCGAUGUUUCUCAUAGCGGAGGCCGCUCAUGAAUGAUCUUCACACUGCUGUGGAGACGGGUACCCGCAUGCCGAUGUAACUGUCAAACGAAGCGCUCUUGCAAUCAUAUUCACGCACUGCCGUCGAUGGCCCGUCAUGCAUGGCGCGGUCGUAAUAGAGUUUCAAUAUCAUAUGAAUCGCUUACGUCGCACGGAGUGCCUGCUGCAUCUACCGGCUUGUCACUAAUGGUGUCCCCCAUCAAUCAGAGAGAUGGAACUAUGUGUUUCACAGCAAUCCAUCUUCUUCCAUGUGUCAGCUGCCCUGAUGCCUUCCAGGUCCUGCCGGGGCCUGCAUCGCAAUAUAAGGAUUCUACUCGAUCAGAGUCAUCCCAGUCGCGCGCUCCUCCUAGCUCCACGAUGUCAAGCUUCCAAUUUCCAUCUUACGAUCUGGGUCCAUUGGUAUUAGGAUUGGCAUUCAAUUGGGGGCUACAAAGUGUGUUAACUGUUCAGACUUACAUUUACUACCUCUGCUUCCCGCACGAUCACUGGACUCAGAAGUGUCUAGUAUACGUGCUGUGCAUCUAUGAGUGGGUACAGACAGGAUUGAUCACAGCAUUCAUAUAUCGUCUGCUACUCGGGAUAACUGCAACGCAGUCCAUAUUGUCAGUGUAUGAUGAUUUGGAACUCUUCUCCGGCAACGCGUGGGUCACCAUCUAUAUUAUGGGUGCAGUCCAAUCGGCUGCAGUACAGAUCUACUUUUCCCGCCGCAUAUACAUCCUCUCGCGCUCGUACAUCAUUCCAUGUUUUACCAUUUUCGUAGCAUUGGCUCAGCUGAGCGCUGGGCUUGUAGGCGGCGUUCAGAGAUUGAAGACAGAUAAAGAUUUCGUACGGGACGAUUACGAUGCAAACUUCCAUUACAGAGUCCUCAAUAUGGACGUGGCCACAUGUGUUUGGCUCGCUGCAAGCACUAUAUGCGAUGUGACUAUCGCCGUAUCGCUCGUAGUUUUGUUAUUCAGGCUCAAGAAUGGUCUGAGAUGGACUAACAUCAUCAUAAACCGCUUAAUAAAUCUGGUCAUCGAGACAGGCUCAUUGACUGCGGUCACAGCAGUUGUCACUUUUGGUCUCUUCGUGGGAGUGCCUAAUACAGAGUUAGCCAUUUGCCCACUCCUUAUCCUGUCAAAACUAUACGCAAAUUCUGUCCUGAUCACGCUCAAUAAUCGCGUGAUCCUCAAGUCUGGACAACACGGCGAUUUGCCCGAUGCCAUUGUUUUGAAGCCGACUGUCCAUAAUAUCGGCCAUAUGCACGACUAUCCGACGAUCGAUGCUGAUCACUCAAGCAUAGUACCGCAUGUUCCUAUCAUCAUCGCUGUCAGCCAUGAAGUGGGCACUUUUGUCUCGAAAGAUGAGGAGGAAGGUCGCAUCUCCGCCGGUCAUGACCAUAGCUCGGAAAGCGAAUGAUCCAAUGACUCAAAGAACAGAUCGUCCGGCAUCAGCAUAGGGCAUAUCGACGCACGCCUUUCCACUCCGUCUCCCCGCCUGCACCGAGCAUGCGAUGAAUUAUUUUGAUACUUAUCUUACGGAACCAUGGACUCGUUGCUUUUCAUUGUCCGAGUCCCGUUUCUCUUGACGAUGCACACUGUGUUACUCGGAGGCAGAAGAAAUUCUCAUCCUGUCUCAGGGCUUUGAUGAUGGACUGUGCGUUGCGCGAAAGCUUGCGUGCGCAGC